UUAAGGGAUAGAAUGUCGAUCGAAGAAAAUUAUCUAAUAAGGGAAGUAAGGGAAUGCGAGAUUUUUAUCGUAAAUUCCUUAAUGGAGGCAAAUUUUCAUCCCGAGGAAACGAUUUUAAAAUGCCUUCUUUCGAAUAACGAGCAGAGUCUCACUGACAAUAAAUUAAGACAAAUAGACGAAGAUCAACGUAAAAUAAUCGAAGCAAUGAUAUUGAAUUUACCCUGUCAAGUGGCUGUUGAUAAAUGUAGUGAGAAAAUCAUUGGCGUUAAUAUAAUGAUUGCAAGCGAAAAUCCAAAUGUAUCGAUAAAUAAUCGAUCGAUUAAUGUUUACGAAGCUUAUCCACCAAAGUGCGAACUUUUAUCGAACUAUUUUCACAUAAUGAAUGACAUGAUCGAUAAAGCUAAACUCUUCGGCAAAUUCCCCAAGGUGAAACGCGCUUUGGAAUUUUAUGCGAUUGUCGUGGACAAAGAUCAUCGAAGAAAAGGCUUAUCGAUUGCUUUAAUGCAAAAUGGCAUCGAAUAUGCUAAAUCUAAUGGAUACGAUUUAGCUUUUGGACUUUUUACAUCGGCAUACUCGAAAAAAGCAGCUGAGAGAGUAGGCAUGAGAAGCGUCAUGGACAUCGAUCUUUUAAAAUAUCAUGAUCCACGUGGAUCGUUGAUCUUUUCGAAAUCCUAUCCACAUAAUGUCGCUUCUGUAAUGGUGACAUUAAUAAAAACAUUUUAAUGGUUUAAUAAUUAUCAUUAAGCGUUCACAAUUGAUAA
Molecule: messenger RNA, 761 nt
Organism: Ceratosolen solmsi marchali
Lineage: Eukaryota; Metazoa; Arthropoda; Insecta; Hymenoptera; Agaonidae
Exons: 1
Coding region: 13-723 (236 amino acids)
Molecular function (GO): N-acetyltransferase activity
Source: RefSeq, a predicted model, not a curated record